This is a messenger RNA of Lottia gigantea (owl limpet), 525 nucleotides long. RefSeq lists its product as hypothetical. The coding region runs from base 1 to 525 and encodes 174 amino acids. Gene Ontology annotation, cellular component: cytoplasm; membrane. The transcript is spliced from 7 exons. NCBI's taxonomy places the organism in Eukaryota, Metazoa, Mollusca, Gastropoda, Lottiidae. The record is from RefSeq and is a predicted model, not a curated record.
AUGGCUAAAUUAUGGAGAGGGUACCUGAGGAUAUUAGAAAAAUAUCCCACUGCUACCAUGGCUACGACAACAGGAACAUUAAUGGCUACAGGUGACAGUAUUAGUCAGCUGGCUAUAGAAAGAAAGGGAAGAAAUUAUGAUGUUAUUAGAAGUGGACGUUUUCUAGUCUUUGGUGUGUUUGUCUUUGGUCCUGUUAUCCGGGGCUGGUAUUUUAUUUUAGAUAAAAUGUACAAAGGAACGAAAAUGGCUCCAUUGAAAAUGGUAGUCACAGAUCAGUCGUUAUUUGCCCCAACAGCUACUGGUUUGUUUUUAUCAGGAAUGGGUGUUUUAAAAGGUGAAACUUUCACAGAAAUAAAAGAGAAAUUUAAACAGCUGUUUGUACCAAUCCUUAUCAGUAACUAUAAAAUAUGGCCAGCAGCUCAACUUGUUAACUUUUAUUUCAUGCCUUUACAACACAGAGUGUUGUUUGUUAACUUUGUGGCGUUGGGUUGGAACACGUAUUUAGCCUGGAAGUCUGAGAAAUAA